CUCGGGCCACAGCGCCUCCAUUUUGAUUUCACUUGCAUGGUAGCUUGUGUGCAGUGUCGGCACAAACGGGAGAAAAACAGGAGCAAACACGGAGGCGCCGAGAUUAUCACAGAAAUGGACGGCAUCGGUGAUGUUGCAGUUGGUGUGAAGAGAGGAUCGGAUGAGCUGAGUAUGUACAACAAUUCCAACUCUGACAUGAGCAGCGGUGAGUUCGUUCCAACCACCCAUGAACUCUGAGGGGAUUGAUGGGAUUUGCAUGCAGCCGGUCGAUACAGCAGACCUCAGCAUUAGAUGGGGCUCCCAAUGGCAGUGACAGUAAGAAGCUAAGGGUGGAGGAGGCCCUGCCGUCUCGUGUGAUCCACAUCAGGAAGCUGCCAAACGAGGCCUCGGAGACUGAGGUCAUUGCCCUCGGCCUCCCCUUUGGCAAAGUAACCAACAUUCUCACACUGAAGGGAAAGAAUCAGGCGUUCUUGGAGAUGGGGACAGAGGAGGCAGCUGUCACCAUGGUUAACUACUACUCCAAAGUAACUCCUCUUAUCCGUAACAUCCAAGUGUUUAUUCAGUACUCCAAUCACAAAGAACUCAAAACUGAUGCUGCUAAUCAGCGGACCCAGGCCGUGCUGCAAGCAGUGUCAGCAGCCCAGUCACCAGGGUCCGAGGUACAGGAGGUCCUGGCUGCAGUCUCCAGUCCUGUGCUGCGCAUCAUUAUUGAUAACAUGUUCUACCCUGUAACGCUGGACGUACUGCAACAGAUUUUCUCCAAGUUUGGCACAGUCAUGAAGAUCAUCACGUUCACCAAGAACAAUCAGUUCCAGGCUCUUCUGCAGUUCAGCGAUCCCGUCAGUGCACAGCAGGCCAAACUGGCACUGGAUGGCCAGAACAUCUACAAUUCCUGCUGCACGCUCCGUAUCGACUUCUCCAAGCUGGUCAACCUGAACGUGAAGUACAACAACGAUAAGAGUCGCGACUACACCCGACCCGAGCUGCCAGCUGGUGACGGCCAGCCCAGUUUUGACCCCACAGUUGCCGUAGCUUUCAGCAAAGACUCCAGUUCUCUCCUCGGUAAGAUCCCAGGAGCCCUGAACCCUCUGAGUGCGGCGGCAGCUGCUGCCGCUGCAGCGGGGAGGGUGGCCCUCGCUGGGCAGACAGGCUCCAGUGGGGUCCUGCUGGUUAGCAACCUCAACGAAGAGAUGGUUACGCCCCAAAGUCUGUUUACCCUCUUCGGAGUGUACGGUGAUGUCCAGAGGGUGAAAAUUCUUUACAACAAGAAGGACAGUGCUCUCAUACAGAUGUCUGAGUCCAAUCAGGCCCAGCUAGCUAUGAGCCACCUGAAUGGCCAAAAGAUGUACGGGAAGAUCAUCCGGGUGACUCUGUCCAAGCACCAGACGGUGGCGUUGCCUCGGGACGGCCUGGAUGAUCAAGGUCUAACCAAGGAUUUUGCCAACUCCCCACUUCAUCGUUUCAAGAAACCAGGUUCCAAGAACUUCCAGAACAUCUUUCCACCCUCUGCCACUCUUCACCUUUCCAAUAUCCCACAAGAUGUGACAGAAGAUGACCUGCGGCUGCUCUUCUCCAACACUGGAGGCACUGUGAAAGCAUUCAAAUUUUUCCAAGAUCGCAAGAUGGCUCUGAUCCAGAUGUCAACAGUGGAGGAAGCCAUCCAGGCACUGAUCGACCUCCACAACUAUAACAUGGGAGGCAACCAGCACCUGAGAGUCUCGUUCUCCAAGUCCACCAUUUAAGAACGUGACCCACAGGCUCCUGACAGUAUGACUGUGAUGGUUGAACGAUUUAAAGCUCCUAGAUCGUCUGAACACCAGGGGGACCACAUAGAUUGAAUCAGUUAUCUUGUAUCAUUCCUUGAUAUCCUUUUCUUUAAAAAGAACAACAUUGGAUCUCCCCAGCUCUUUCUGAAGUGUCUCCAUAUGUUUUUGUCAAGCAGAACCUUGAAAUGGUUGGUUGUCCCCCUGUACGUUAGUUUUAAAUGAAAGAUACAGUACUCGUGUGCCUUACUCAACUAUCUUUUCCUGCAGUUGGAUAUGUUAAUUUAUCAAACUCCUACCGAGGCACAUUAGUAUUAAUGAGUUGAUGAGAAUGCAAUUUCUAUUCAUCUAGACAGAACAGUCUAGAAGCUGCGCCUCUGACUGGGCAUGGCCGUGUUUUUCUUCUCCAGUUUUAGACGACAUUUUCCUUUUUAGUUUAGCAGCAGGAGAGCUGAAGGUUGCUGAGGUAAAAUGUUUUGGUAGCCUACGACAGGCAGUUUAACUGGAACGCCUUUAUUCCAAAGGGACGUUCAGUGGAAGAUUGUUCUAGCACAAUCCAUGCAUAAGAAACUAUGACAAUGUAGUAAAGUAUUUUGUUAUGUGCUUUUGGAGCCUUCCUUGCUUUUCUUUUCUAUAGCAGUGAGGUUUAAUAGUUGGUGACAGUGUUCUUUAAAGCAUGCGUGAUGAUAGGAUCUCACAUAAGUGUUGCAUGCUGUGGAAGCAGUAAAAAGAUGAGUCCACUGUGAUUGCAUUGUCAUGUGACACUGUACUUGAGAGGGCUACUCAGUUGGACCAAAGUUUCUGUGCCUUUAGUGUUAAAUCAUAUAAAAGAGCAUUUUAAGUGUUGUGUAUUUGGGGAAAAUGUCCACGAUUCAAAGUGUUCACUGAAUUCUUUUAUUUUUAAAUCACAAACCUGAUUUCAUAGGCGUUUGUUCUGAACCAAUCCUGGUGUAUAUACGUAUAUUUUUUUUUAUCGUCAAAGCUAUGUUUUUGUUUAAUGCAGUUCAGAAUGUAAGGAUUUGGACUCAAGCUGGUGCAAUUAAAGGAUAAUUUUUUUCUAACAACGGAGGUUCAACUUGGUUUUCUGUGUUUUGAGUUUCCCCUCUCACGGUGUCUCUUAUGUGUUCAGCAUUACCUCUGUAGCAUGUCUAAUAAAACUCUUCUGUAGCUCUGCA
Neolamprologus brichardi is the source of this 2938-nucleotide messenger RNA. RefSeq names its product polypyrimidine tract-binding protein 2. Gene Ontology annotation, biological process: mRNA processing. Gene Ontology annotation, molecular function: RNA binding. Gene Ontology annotation, cellular component: nucleus. The record is from RefSeq and is a predicted model, not a curated record. Lineage: Eukaryota; Metazoa; Chordata; Actinopteri; Cichliformes; Cichlidae.